This is a messenger RNA of Condylostylus longicornis, 3369 nucleotides long. RefSeq lists its product as uncharacterized. NCBI's taxonomy places the organism in Eukaryota, Metazoa, Arthropoda, Insecta, Diptera, Dolichopodidae. Gene Ontology annotation, biological process: mRNA splicing, via spliceosome. Gene Ontology annotation, molecular function: RNA binding; ATP binding; ATP hydrolysis activity. Gene Ontology annotation, cellular component: spliceosomal complex; intracellular anatomical structure. The record is from RefSeq and is a predicted model, not a curated record.
AUGUCGGCUGAAAGGACCAGAGCGCGCCGUAGCCGUUCUCCUUCAGAUGCUUUAGACGAUGAGGAACGACGGAAAGCGAGAAGGACGUCUGGUUAUGAGGUUUCACAGUUUGAAUCUCGCGAUCGCACGAAACCUUCCAUUCGACAGUUUUAUAGCGUCUGGGAGCAGAGACGAUCGAUGGCAGGUUGCACUCCCCUCUUAUUUCGUGGAAAUCGAGCUCCAACCCCUUGCAUAAAGUCACGCGGGGAGUCACCACUCGACGUUAGAGACGAUGUUUCUCAAUUUCAAGCACCUCCGGGACCGCCGCUUACGAAUAUCACCGACCGCUUACUCGACUUCGCAGAAACAGAUGAAACGAAGUGGCGCAGUCGGAUGCUUGAUGAAGCAGAGCUUGGGCUUGAUUUUGAGGAGCUUCGUAAUGUGGAUCGUCAAUGGUACGAUUCUGAGGAGAGCAAUUAUUUCCAGCACGAGGGACGUUAUGAAGAGGAUUUGGCACUUGCAGACAAGGAGGAACAUUUAAAGUAUCGACAGGGUCAACUUGACACGAUGCGUCGACGUCAAAAAUUAAAUCUUCGAGAAAGUGUCCGAAAUGCUGAUCAACAGUUAUGGGAGAUGAAUAGGCUUCGACAGUCUGGUCUCUCUGCUUCAUCGAUGGGACUUUCGAAAGACGAUUCAACGUUGCAGUCGCUGUAUGAAUUGCCAACAGCAGAUAUUGAUAGCGAUGCAGCAGUUCAUGUUCUCGUUCGAGAGUUAAAGCCUCCAUUUCUUGACGGAAGAAUUACUUAUACGACCCAAAUUGAUCCCGUUUCUGUUAUAAAGGAUCCCACUUCAGAUUUAGCGGUCUUAGCGAAGCGAGGCAGCGCUGUCUUGCGUCAUCUCAGAGAUGAGGAAGACAAAACGAAAAUGAGACAGAGAUUUUGGGAAGUAUCUGGAACGACGAUGGGAAAUAUCGUGGGGGUUGCUCAAAAGGAGAAAACCAAAGAAGAGCUGCAGGAGGAACAAGAAGCCGUGGAGGCAGCAUCUGCGAAUGACGAGGAUGAUGUUAAAAACAAUUAUAAGAAAGGGUCUCAAUUUGCGAAGCUUUUAACGUCACAGAAAGACACAGCGGUCUCUGAAUUCGCAAGGAAUCGGACUCUCGCAGAACAAAGACGCGCGUUGCCGAUUUAUGAAGCUCGUGAUGAGUUUCUCUCUCUUCUGAGAAGCCAUCAAAUUGUGAUUGUUGUCGGUCAAACAGGAAGUGGAAAAACAACCCAAUUAACGCAAUAUCUCCAUGAAGACGGAUACACACGAUGUGGGAUUAUUGGAUGCACUCAACCCCGUCGUGUUGCUGCAGUCUCUGUAGCAAAACGUGUUGCUGAUGAAAUGGAAGUCGUUCUUGGAGAUGAAGUUGGAUACGCGAUACGAUUUGAAGAUUGUACUUCUUCUAAGACGAUCAUUCAGUACAUGACCGAUGGAAUUCUACUUCGUGAAUCCCUGAUUGAUCCUGAUCUUGAUCGCUAUUCUGUCAUUGUUAUGGAUGAGGCGCAUGAACGAUCGCUCAAUACAGAUAUCCUCUUCGGAAUCCUGAGAGGCGUUGUGGCACAUCGACAUGAUUUUCGGCUGAUCGUGACAUCAGCGACGAUGAAUGCAGAAAAAUUUUCUGCUUUUUUUGGCGGUGUCCCCAUUUUUGACAUUCCAGGGCGAACUUUCCCCGUUCGAGUGGAGUACGUCAGAACGCCUGUCGAUGACUACGUUGAUUCAGCUGUUCAGCGCGCCUUGCAGAUUCAUUGCUCUCUUGCUGGAGGAACCACUGAGGGCGGCGGGGGAAGCAGCGACGGAGGGGGAGACAUUUUAAUUUUUAUGACUGGGCAGGAAGACAUUGAAGCAACUUGUCUUCUUCUUGCUGAUCGUGCUGCAAAAUUAGGAGAAAAGAUUCCUCCAUUGAGCGUCAUGCCGAUUUAUUCCACACUCCCCGCAGAUCUGCAGGCUAAAAUAUUUCAACGAAGUGACAACCGCAAGGUGAUUGUUGCAACAAAUAUCGCAGAAACAUCAUUGACAGUAGAUGGUAUUCGUUACGUUAUUGAUUGUGGGUAUUCAAAAUUAAAAGUUUAUAAUCCUAAAAUCGGAAUGGACUCGUUGCAAAUUACACCAAUAUCGCAAGCAAAUGCGCGGCAACGUUCAGGUCGAGCAGGGAGAACAGGGCCUGGCGUCUGCUAUCGCUUGUAUACGGAGCGCGCUUUUGUUUCUGAGAUGUUUGAAAACAACAUUCCAGAAAUACAGCGCACUAAUCUGUGCCAUACAGUUUUGUUGCUUAAGUCGCUUGGGGUUAAGAAUUUACUCGAAUUUGAUUUCAUGGAUCCUCCCCCACAAGAAACAAUUCUUUCAUCAAUGUAUCAAUUGUGGGUCCUGGGUGCAUUAGAUAAUCUUGGGAGUCUCACAGAAACAGGUUCACAAAUGGUUCAAUUCCCUUUGGACCCUCCUCUUAGCAAAAUGCUUCUUACGGCUUCAACAUUGAAAUGCGCAGCAGAAGUGUUGAUUAUUGUCUCCAUGCUGUCAGUUCCUUCAGUUUUUUAUCGUCCUAAGGAUCGAACUGAAGAAAGCGAUGCAGCACGUGAGAAGUUUUUCGUCGCUGAAUCAGACCAUUUGACUCUAUUGAAUGCGUAUCUCCAAUGGAAGCGCAAUAAUUGCUCACCUCAAUGGGCCAACGAUCAUUUUGUUCAUCAAAAGGCAAUGAAGAAAGUCCGAGAGGUUCGAUCUCAGCUUCUAGAUAUAAUGCAGCAGCAGAAAGUUGAGCACAUUUCAUCGGGAACUGAUUGGGACGUUGUUAGAAAAGCAAUUUGUUCUGGGUAUUUUCAUAAUGCUUCAAAAUUACGAGGAAUUGGCGAAUAUGUGAAUCUCAUUACAUCAAUUCCUUGUCACUUGCAUCCAAGUUCAUCGCUAUUUGGGGCGGGCGUUACUCCUGAAUACAUCGUCUACCAUGAAGUUGUUCUGACAACAAAAGAGUACAUGCAGAACGUCACUGCUGUUGAACCCCAAUGGCUCGCUGAAUUGGGCCCAAUGUUCUUUUACUUGAAAGAAUCAACAUCAUCCCUCGCAGAUAAGCGACAAGAAGAAAGGGAAGCAAUUUCAGCUCAAGAACGAGAGUUCCAAAUGAAAAUGAGUGAAGAUAUGAGGAAACGAAAAGAGACAGAAUUUCUAGAAGGUCAACGACAGCAAUCAGGAUUCAGAAUAGCGACGCCAGGAAUCAAAGUGUCACGAUUCAAAACUCCUUUAACUUCAACCUACGCGAGAAACAAUAUGACAUGUAGACCAGACACUCCGCUGCCAUCGGAACGGCAUGUGUCUCGCCCAGAGACACCGCGACGGUUGCAUCAUCUUUGUGAUGAGUAG